GUGGACAUUGAAUAUAACGGAAACGACCUUGAGGCCAUAAUAUCGCUGUCACCAUUUUAUGACAUUAGCCACACAUCGGGAGACCAGCCACAAGAAGACAUCACCGUGACUCUACCUCUUCCGGAAAAGUAUACUGGUGAAGGGCAAUUACUCGUUUUGUCCAGACCUGGACAAGAUGAAAGUGAAGAAGUUUGUGAGGAAGAAGAAGCAACAAGUUGGACAAUCCUUGAUACAGUGAUAUCAGUCAAUGACAACGUUGCAACAUUCUCCACACACCAUUUUUACCAGAAUGUACUUGGUGAAUACAGAAAGAAUGCGCCAAGACAAAGUGUGAAGAAGCAAACUAGACUACAUCGCGGAAGGGGAGUUAAAUAUGCUGUAUUAUUUGCUGCAUGGGGCAAGAGGCUUGAAUCAUCAGCUCAUGAUGUAGUCGUUGCAUGCUGCCACAGAAAAGACUUCAAGAAAAGAUCGGACACCUGGCUGAAUAAGGGUUACUCCUGUCUCAGAGUCAGUAGUGAGUUCCGUGCCACGGCGAAUAGUACAUACCAUAUCGGUAUCUGUGGCAAUGCACAGUCAUUAUAUGACAUUUCAGAGCUAAAACUCAUCUAUCAACCUGGCAUGGCUCCUUUUCAAUCAAUGCAUCUUGAAAUCUUGAAUAAAAAGUACUCCCCCCUUGCAGCUAUAGCCAUCAUGGACGGAAAGGGAAAUAUGAAAACGUAUCUUCCUUUUGAACUAGAUGAGGAGGUCUAUUCUGAGAAUAGCAGGACUGUUGUACAGAAAACUGCUUUGGAUACGACUGCAUCCAACGGACAUGGCUAUGAGGAUGUGGAAGAUUUUAUCAGAGAUACGCUGAUGGACACUCUACUGAAUGAAAUAUUUGAGUCGUGGUGGAAGGUGUGGAUAUACGCUGGUGUCCCGCUUGCAAAGCUGAUGGAUUUUGUAGCCAAUCCACAGUUUAGUUCUCUCUCCAGAAGCAAACAGAUGUUCCACGACUGGCUCUUAGGUCACGCUGGGAAAAAUGACUAUGGACUGACAGAUCUUAUCAAGGCACUGAUAAGGGCUGAAUGCAAAUCUGCGGCCCAGUUCGUCGUGAAUCAUCUGCAGAAAUGCUUGAACUCCGGGGCCUUUAGGAAUAAGCCGUUUGGUCAAUGGCUAGAGGCGCAGAAUUUGAAGUUAGAGCACAUUGGCAGCGUCAAUGAUGCAGCAGAGCCAAUGUCAGAUGUGUUUCUUAUCGACAUUCUCCAAUAUUUUGGCGUUGAUUGCGUGUUCCUUGGCAUUGCAUGCGGCCUCACAAAACAAGAACGUCGUGACUUGUCGGAACCACAUCCUUGUGGUCCGCAGCUCCAGCUGUUUACCCUGCUUUGUAAAGUCCGACAGAAAGAACGGUUUUCCCACGAGGGCCUUUGCGUCUUGUUAAAAGCACUUCAACAAUUGGAUCUGAACGAAACCAAGGAAUCGAUAAUUCUCCUGACAAAGAAAUGGUUGGACACUAAAGGAGAAAGCAAGCAAAAGGAUGCAAAAUCGUUUCUGGAUGUUAUUAAACAGUUCACUGAGACGUCAUCUUUGGAUUGAUAUGCUACAAGAGGUUGUCUCAUCACAGCGAAGAACUAACAAUAGAGAUGCUUCAUCCAAGUGUUUCUGUAUCACCUCCUCCGUACAAAAUGCACCUGGGGACCUUCAUUUGUCAUCAUGGACCAAGUGCGAUAGUUUUGCGAACCUGGUGUCAUCACUAUUUCACAGUGAUUCAUAAACACAAGUUUAUGAUACAGUCAGAUCCGCUCUAUUUAUAGUGAACGAUAUUUAAAAAACAAGCAAACAUGCUUUCCCUGUUCGCGAAUCUUUAAUGAUGCAUUCAUAAAACUUUCAUAAAACUAAUUUGCCUUUCACUUCCAAUGGAAUCUGUCUCAGAUAAUCGAGACUGACUAUUCUUUGGCGUUGACCUUGUAUAUGUGUACAGGAGCUUCCUAUACAUUGUUUUUGUAAAAAAAAACCUCAGUGAUAUCAACCUGCGAAUCGGCUUUACCUAAAUAUAAGUACUUAUGUUCAACAAGUAAAAUGUCAAUGUGUUGAAAAUUAUAAAUGUCAACGACGGCACAAGACUGUGAUUAAUGGAGUGUUCUAAAAUGUUAUCUUUUGCCACGGAAGGAAGUUGUAGUUAACUAUAGUUAACACGUAGCAUGUCUGAAACUGAGGGACGCGCCCCCUGUAUCCCCCUUGAAUCUGCCAUUGGGUGGAAACCAUUCACCAUAGGGGCGGUCGGGUAGCCCAGUGGUUAAAGCGUUCGCUCGUCACGCCGAAGACCCGGGUUCGAUUCCCGACAUUGGUACAAUGUGUGAAGACCAUUUCUGGUGUCCCCCGCCGUGAUAUUGCUGGAAUAUUGCUAAAAGCGGCGUAAAACCAUACUCACUCACUCACCCCAUUAACCAUAUGUAUUCACAUAGUAUUGAAUAAUGUGUACAUGAGGUAUACAGAGUUUUGCUGGCUGGCCCUAUAUUCCGUGUUAUAACUGCGGUGUUGCCAACUUGACAUGAGCCACACCGGUAGCAGAGGCACCGCAAGUCCCAGCGUGGUUGCCUGAUAUAAGACGCUGGUGAACUUUAGCCCGACUCGUGUAUUGUGUCGUUUUUUAAUACUGAACUUUACUGAUUUCAUGGUUGUUUUAAAUCCUAAUAUGUGAUAUGUUACUAGUUAUUUUACUUUUACUUGGUUCUUAUCAUAUAAGUUGAUUAAACAUUAUUGUAUCACUCGUCACUUUUUUGCUGAUCAAAUGCGAUGUGACUACAUUUUGACUUACUCAGCUGCCUGAUAUGUUUCAUUGAAAAUUUCAGUGUACAAGGAGGUUUAUUUUUUUAUAGGUUUGUUUGAUUGGUUGAAUUUAAGAAAUGUUGAUGUAGCCCCAAAAAGGCGAAUGAUUCGAUUGGAAAGUGCAUGUUUACUCUUGUAGGAGAACAUACGUGGACGUGCAGGGUAAUAUUCAAUUUCUUGUUGCUUUUUUUCAAGACGUACAAUUUGUAAAUCACGGUAUUAGCCCCCAUGUAGGAUAAGGUUCAGUGAUCCCGAGUUAGGCUUUAUUUUGCAUCUACAAUUAAGUUUCAUUUUCCACAGUGGUGAUCAUCAUGCUCAUCAACCCGGACGGGUACACGGCGAGCCUCGGCUCCCUGUCCGGUGACCCUCUGUUCCCUGUGUGGUGACUCUCUGCUCCCUGUGUGGUGACUCUCUGCUCCCUGACCGGCGACUCUCUGCUCCCUGUCCGGAGACCCUCUGCUCCCUGACCGACGACCCACUGCUCCCUGAUCGGCGACUCUCUGCUCCCUGACCGGCGACUCUCUGCUCCUUGUCUGGUGACUCUCUCCUCCCUGACCGGCGACUCUCUACUCCCUGUCCGGUGACUCUCUGCUUCCUGUCAUGUGACUCUGCUCCCUGUCCGGUGACCCUCUGCUCCCUGUCCGGUGACUCUGCUCCCUGUCCGGCGACACUCUGCUCCCUGUCCGGCGACCCUCUGCUCCCUGUCCGGUGACUCUGCUCCCUGUCCGGUGACUCUGCUCCCUGUCCGGCGACACUCUGCUCCCUGUCCGGCGACCAUCUCCUCCCUGACCGGCGACUCUCUACUCCCUGUCCGGUGACUCUCUGCUUCCUGACCGGCGACUCUCUGCUCCCUGUCAUGUGACUCUGCUCCCUGUCCGGUGACCCUCUGCUCCCUGUCCGGCGACUCUCUGCUCCCUGUCCGGCGACCCUCUGCUCCCUGACCGACGACCCACUGCUCCCUGAUCGGCGACUCUCUGCUCCCUGACCGGCGACUCUCUGCUCCUUGUCUGGUGACUCUCUCCUCCCUGACCGGCGACUCUCUACUCCCUGUCCGGUGACUCUCUGCUUCCUGUCAUGUGACUCUGCUCCCUGUCCGGUGACCCUCUGCUCCCUGUCCGGUGACUCUGCUCCCUGUCCGGCGACACUCUGCUCCCUGUCCGGCGACCCUCUGCUCCCUGUCCGGUGACUCUGCUCCCUGUCCGGUGACUCUGCUCCCUGUCCGGCGACACUCUGCUCCCUGUCCGGCGACCAUCUCCUCCCUGACCGGCGACUCUCUACUCCCUGUCCGGUGACUCUCUGCUUCCUGACCGGCGACUCUCUGCUCCCUGUCAUGUGACUCUGCUCCCUGUCCGGUGACCCUCUGCUCCCUGUCCGGCGACUCUCUGCUCCCUGUGUGGUGACUCUCUGCUCCCUGUCCGGUGACUCUGCUCCCUGUCCGGCGACCCUCUGCUCCCUGUCGGGUGACUCUGCUCCCUGUCCGGUGACUCUGCUCCCUGUCCGGGGACCCUCUGCUCCCUGUCCGGUGACUCUCUGCUCAUUGUCCGGUGACUCUGCUCCCUGUCCGGUGACUCUCUGCUCCCUGUCCGGUGACUCUGCUCCCUGUCCGGUGACUCUCUGCUCCUUGUCCGGUGACUCUGCUCCCUGUCCGGUGACUCUGCUCCCUGUCCGGCGACCCUCUGCUCCCUGUCCGGUGACUCUGCUCCCUGUCCGGCGACCCUCUGCUCCCUGUCCGGUGACUCUGCUCCCUGUCCGGUGGCUCUGCUCCCUGUCCGGUGACUCUGCUCCCUGUCCGGGGACCCUCUGCUCCCUGUCCGGUGACUCUCUGCUCCUU
Haliotis rufescens (red abalone) is the source of this 4636-nucleotide messenger RNA. RefSeq lists its product as uncharacterized. The transcript is spliced from 8 exons. NCBI's taxonomy places the organism in Eukaryota, Metazoa, Mollusca, Gastropoda, Lepetellida, Haliotidae. Bases 619 to 1572 code for a protein of 317 amino acids. The record is from RefSeq and is a predicted model, not a curated record.